Penicillium maclennaniae is the source of this 345-nucleotide messenger RNA. RefSeq lists its product as uncharacterized. Bases 1 to 345 code for a protein of 114 amino acids. The transcript is spliced from 2 exons. Lineage: Eukaryota; Fungi; Ascomycota; Eurotiomycetes; Eurotiales; Aspergillaceae. The record is from RefSeq and is a predicted model, not a curated record.
AUGGAAUACUACCACCCAGUAUUCGAUCUGGCAAAAGAUGUGGGAAGUGACGCAAGCUACUUCGAACCUCUCACGGCUGGAGCAGUGGCGACAAUGCGCAUGUUGUAUGAUCCCGCGCAGCCCAAAGACGAGGACGAUAAGCUGAACCGCGGCAUUGGCGCACACACGGAUUUUGGUUGCAUGACACUUAUGUUGCAAGGCAAGAUGAAUGGCCUACAAGUUCUGGACCCUCCUUCUGGGCAAUGGCUUGACGUCAAACCGACACUUGGGGCAUAUGUUGUGAACCUGGGAGACCUAUUUACCAGAUUCCCUCUGCCACUUCUUGGCGUGCUCCUUCCGUACUAG